CUAUUAAUAAACAGAUUUGUGUUGACAGUUGAAAUAAAGAGAAAAAUGAGGGAAGGAGAGAGUGAAUUUUCUAUUUUUCAGUGGUGACAAUUCUCGAAUGAAGUUAAAAAUAAAAAUACAAAGUAUAAAAAGGACAUACAAGUUUGAGGGAUGCAGGAGGAAGAAUAGAGAAAAACAAAGAUAAAAAAGAGAGGGCAAAGAAAAGCGAAUGAGAUUGUCGUGAGAGGAAGUAAGAUAGCUUGAGCUUGUCGUUGGAGGAAGCAGAGGUUCCUCCUUUUCAGCCCCCAAUGUAGUGGUGGCGUACCGUCUAUAUUUUAUAUCCGGUAUACGGCGGCAAGUGUCGCUGGAGCGCAGACUCAGGCCAACUGGGGUCGGCCGCCUCGUCAGUUACUUUUCGCGAUUCACCGAGCGCGUUCCACGAGAUAUCGAGUGCCGUCAGCCUCAACUAUUUCACCAAAACAACGUCAACACUAUUAAAAAAAAUUAAUUCACACCAUUUCUUUACAUUCUAAUUUUUCACAAUCACCAUCAUUCCCCAUUCAGUGAUGACACAAUUUCCAUCAUAAAGUUGUCAUUGUCUUUGGAAAUAAAUUUCCAUUGUUUUUUUUUGGCGGGAACUUUAUUCUAACACGAGCGCAACAAAUAAAGAACACAAGUAACUAAAACCAAAAAAUAAACCCGUCACUGUCGCAUCUCGACAAAACGUGUGACGAAAACAAAUUAUUCCAAAUGAAAAAAUAAAUUGUGUCAAUUGAUAAAAUAAUCUAAACAGAUUUCAGCAAAAAAAAAAAGCAAUUAAGUAAAAAAAAAAUCCUCCGCUUCGAAGGGAAGGUAAACAAAUCGGAACGAAAUCAACAGUAAGCAAUUGAAAGCGGAAACGAAAAUUGAAACAAAACGUAAACAUUGUUCAGUAAAAACAGGGGCGAGUAAAUUGAAACAUACUAAAGAACAAAUAGAGCCCAAAAAGAUGUAAAAAAAUAUAUCGAAAAUAAAAAAAAAAUUUCGAAAUAAACCAAAGAAUUAACCAUUUAAUUUUCUCCCUUGUAAAAUGACUACUCUCAUGUCAGAUAGAAACAAAAACCACAGUUAAGAAAAGUAAAUAAGGAGAAAUUUCCUUCUAAAAGUAAAUAAAUCGAAGCAAAGUGAAAGAAAAGAAAACAAACACAAGACUGUACUUAACUCUAAAGUAAACGAGGAAGCAAAUUAAAGGAAAAAAAAACAAGAAGCACAAAAUAAAUUCAAAGUGAACAAGCAUAACAAAGUGAAAAGAAACAGAAACAUACAGUGAAAUAUUGAAUAGUGAAAAAGUAAGAAAAAAAAUAGUGCUUAAAUAAUUUUUUCAGGUAAUGGAGAACUGCGGAAAUAAAGAAUAGUGAAUAAUCAAUUGUGUUUAUUGAAGGAAAUAAAUUCAAAAGGUUGGAAAAAAAAACUUCAGGAAACGGUGAAUCAAUAAAGAGUACAAAAACUAAAUAAAAUCCAAAUUUACAUUAACAAUUAUUUCAACAAAACAAAUAUUGUUAAAGAUCAGAAUUUAAAAUUUAAUCUCUAACGAUUGUGGUAAACAAAUAAAUAAGAAUAAUAAAAAAAAAUUGAAAGCAAUUUAAAAUUUUCCAAAAUUUGUAUGCAUAUCGGGCAUUGUGAGAGUGGAGGAAAGGCAAUAAGAGUCAAUUGGAAGAGAAGGAGUACGAUUUGCUGUUAUCUGGGAAUUCGAGGACUUUCGGCGCAUCGUGCAAAGGGAAAUUCCUCGCAGGAGAACGAAGCCGCGCGAUAACGAGAAUCCGGAAGAGGGACACAAGAGAGAAAAAGAGAGAGAGAGAGAGAGAGAUAGAGAGAAAGACAAGGAAACUAGUGGAUUGUCCACGCGUUCCAACGUUGUGUACGUGUAACGAGUUUUCGGGACGUUUUCCAAUCGAGCACGAACGAAAAAAAGGGGGGUAGGGGAAUGGCAUAGUGUGACGGUUGACUCGUGACUUGGAAUUUAUGGGAUUUUGUUCGCUCGAUUUUCCCAAAACGAAAUCUACAGUCAUAUUUGACAAUUGCAUUCCAAAUUCUCUUGAUGCUUUAUAUACAUAUAUAUUAUUAAAAUCCAGUGAAACGAUUGCGCGUUAAUUAAUUGAUUCACCCUUUGUAAAUCCCUCGCGUUCCAAAGUGACUUCCACAAAGUGCACGAACGAUAAGACAAUUCAGUCGUAUCCACGUGACGUUAUUGUCAGCAUCAAUGAGAAAGGGAAUCAAGGCAUUGAAUUAAGAACAAUUGCUGAUCAUUCCACUUUAAACCAUAAUAGUGCCGUGGACUUUGUGGAUAUUGAUCAGCAACUUCUGACAACUGCUCUGACUCGUCACUAUGCAUCAGUGAUGGACGGAGAGGGAACUUUAGGCCGUGGGCACACAAAUGGGGGCCGUGGACUGCGCCGUCAACGGUCCCUAGAAUGGCGAGAAAGGCGCGGUUAUGGGGGCAAUGCCCACUCAAGUAGUGAUGACGAGGACAACACUCGUCAUGGCGUUGGGCCCACUUCUUCAGCCACCAGAGGCGCUCGAAGUCCUGGCCAAGUUCUCGCUUCGCUAUUGGCCCAGCAAUAUAACGGUGCUGGUGAACGUUCAUAUCGCACGGGAUCAGAUACUGAAGGUGCAGUGACAACGGAUAAUCUAACAACUCCAUUUCCCACUCCACCUCCAACAUUAACACCAAAUCAUCGUCAGGCUUCUCCAUUCCCUUUGGAAAGUACAAAUUCACGACGUCAUCAUUAUAAUGGCAGUAUUUCCUCAGACAGAUCCCGGAGUGGUAAUGGUGAAACUGUUUAUGCAGCAACGUCAAAAAAGACGAGUUCUGCGGGUGCUGGCACUAUAAGCCGAAGAGCACGUCGAGGUCAUGGCAGUGCUUUGAGCAGUAGUUCAACAGCUAGCGAUCGAUCUGAAACUGUUUAUCCUGAUGAACACGGUCGUUUGCAUCUCACCAAUGACAAUGGUCGAGAUUCACCACCGGAACCAGCGCCACCAGAAGUACCACCUCGUGGUCCAUCUUUACACGCAACACAUACUCUACGUUCUCAACAAAACCGAAAUGGUUGCCCUCCAAAUGCAUCUGGUAAUUUCAAUCUCUCGUCAGAACCAGUGCAAUCCGAAACCUACUCCGAGUACCUGAUGUCAGGAAGUCCUCGAAGUUAUCCGGCACGGUCUCCGGGGGUUGCAUCAACGCCUACAGUCACCAGAUUACCGCCACCACAACAACAAGUCCCUGUUGGUUCCCUUGGAAGUGGAAUGGGAACUGGAGUGGGCAACGGUGGAAAUGGCACAACAGGGGCCCAAGGUCAACCCCUGGUAAUGCCAGGAUUUCCACUUCGAGCAGCAGCGGUACCUCAUUACUCUCCCUAUUCACCAUCAAGAUUUCAUAUUGAUAAGAGGUGUCAACAUAGAUGCUCAUGGAAAUGCUUCUCCAUUGCCUUGAUUCUCCUCACCGUUGCUCUUGUUGCCAUGCUCGCCUACUUUGCCGCCGUGAGUUCAAUGCGGCCGAUGGAUAGCACCAAUUGUAUUUUAGUUCAAGAUAUAAAGGCUGUCACCCAUGAGAAUUCACACGUUCAUGAUUCGAUAUCAACACAGGUUCCAACGGAAGAGAGUCUACCAACGAGUACAGCGGAACAUUCGAGUGCAUCGGAGAAUACUGGCGAGCAACAACAAAGUGAUCCACAGAUUCAACAAUCGGCACAACAAUGGCCCGCCGUUUUGGAAUUGCAAGCAUACAAUGUUGCACAUUCCGCCAUGAUACCGUCAUACAACUUUUGGAAUACCGAGUUCCUAAAUAAGCAACCGGCAUUUAUAAGACUCAAUUUAACACUACCUUGGGGUGCGAACUUUGCGGUUUAUGGUAGACGAAAUGUUGCACCGAGCGUCACGCAGUAUGACUUUGUUGAAUUUGUCAAAGGGGGAAGAGUUGAUCAUCGACUAAAGAGGGAUGUCACAACAUCUGAUGUCAGUAUUUAUUCAUCGAAACACGAGAGAAAGAAUGACGAGGAUACGAAACAUCAUUUAAUUAGAAGAAGCACUAUAGAGUCAAUGCUCGUUAAUGUCAGCCUCUUACAGUACUUAGAUACUGGCAGAUGGUUCCUCUCUGUUUAUAAUGACGAAUUACAACCGUAUAAAGUCACGCUAAUUGUCACCGAAGCUGAGGGGGUAUCCACAACUUGCUUAAAUGACUGUUCUGGAAGAGGUUCAUGCUAUCUGGGCAAGUGCGAUUGCAUCGAUGGAUAUCAGGGCGCUGACUGCAGCAAAAGCGUUUGCCCGGUUUUAUGUUCGUCGCAUGGACAAUAUGGAGGUGGCGUCUGUCACUGCGAGGACGGUUGGAAGGGUGCCGAGUGCGACAUACCCAUUGGGGAUUGCCAAGUUCCCGAUUGCAACCAACAUGGCCAGUGCGUACGAGGUUCAUGCAUUUGCAAUUCUGGAUGGAAAGGACCAUUUUGCUCUGAAGCUGACUGUCCGGAUCCCAGCUGCAGUGGACAUGGCGCCUGCGUUGCAGGCAAAUGCUAUUGCAAGGCGGGUUGGCAAGGCGAAAGGUGUAACCAGGUGGACCAAAGAGUCUACCAAUGUUUGCCAGGCUGCUCCGAACAUGGUACUUACGAUUUAGAAUCGGCCGCUUGCAUCUGCGAGGAGCAUUGGACUGGAAUCGAUUGCUCACAACCGAGCUGUGGACUCGAUUGCGGACCACAUGGAACCUGCAAGCAGGGUGUUUGCAAAUGCCAUGACGAUUGGACGGGGGCGAAAUGUGAUCAGAAACCUUGUGAUCCAAGAUGUGCAGAGCAUGGACAAUGUAAAAAUGGUACAUGCGUUUGUAGUCAAGGUUGGAACGGAAAGCACUGUACAUUGCCUGGUUGUGAGAAAUCGUGCAGCCGACAUGGAUUAUGCAGUCUUUUAGAUGGCGAGUACAGCUGCGAUUGUGCAACCGGUUGGGCUGGCAGGGAUUGCAGUAUCCCCCUCGAGAUGGAAUGCAAUGAUGAGAUUGAUAACGACAAGGAUGGAAUGAUCGACUGUUCCGAUAGCGAAUGCUGUUCUCAUGAAGCGUGCGCUGAUCACAUAAUGUGCAUUGCCAGCAAUGAUCCUGUUGAGGUUCUUCUCCGAAAGCAGCCACCGAGUGUAACUGCAUCCUUUUAUCAACGCGUCAAAUUUCUGAUCGAAGAGAACAGCGUACAGAGUUACGCACACACGGACGAGUAUGGUGAAAGUGCGUUCUGGAGUUCCUUUACACCGCGCCGAGUGGCAGUUAUGCGAGGCCAGGUUGUUACGGAGCAAGGACUUGGAAUUGUAGGCAUUCGAGUCUCAGUUGAUAAAGACUCACGAUUUGGAUUCACCUUAACCAGAGCUGGUGGAUGGUUCGACGUUCUCGUUAAUGGAGGUGGUGCAGUGACUCUUCAAUUUCAACGGAGCCCUUUCAGGCCUCUCACGCGAACGGUCUUCGUACCAUGGAAUCAAAUCGUGGUUCUACCGCCCGUCGUAAUGACUUUAAGCGAAGGCGGAGAUUCAUCAAAAGCAAAGCAACCUCCCAGUCCAGCUGUUGGCUUCCCAGGGUUUUCAGUGGGUUUGUUUGGACUGAAUGGACCAUGCGAGGAACACGAUCACGAGACUCUACGACCCAUUAUCGUCGGUACAUGGAUGCCCGAGAAAGUUGGCGGUUUACCCGGCAAGAGUUUGGUCUUCGCUGAAACUCAGAUUGUUCAAGAGAGUAUCGCAAUUCCGGGAUCGAAUCUCCACCUGAUGUAUCAGAGUAGCCAGGCUGCGGGUUAUUUGUCAACAGUGAGAAUGCAACUAACGGGGCCAUUUAUUCAAAAAUCGCUGACUCACGUGCACGUUCACGUGGAAAUUGAGGGUUCAUUGCACACGAAAACAUACGAGGCUGAUCCAAAUUUAACGCACACCUUCGCUUGGAACAAGAGAAAUGUCUAUAAGCAAAAAGUUUAUGGAAUAGCUCAAGCGAAAAUCUCCAUUGGCUAUCAGCACUCGACAUGUCCAUCGGUCAUUUGGGAAACACAAACCACCACAUUGCAGGGUUUCGAUGUUGAUAUUUCGGAUGUUGGCGGAUGGGGUUUGGACAUUCAUCAUCACUAUAAUUUCCACGAGGGAAUCCUACAAAAGGGCGACGGUUCAACUCUCCAUUUCAAGCAAUAUCCCCGCACGGUUAAAGUCAUCAUGGGCACGGGACUCCAGAGGAAAUUACAAUGCGACGAUUGCAAUGGUUUAGCAAAGGACGCGCGACUCCUAACACCAGUUGCUCUAACAAGCGGACCCGAUGGCAGUGUCUACGUGGGGGAUUUCAAUCUUGUCCGACGUAUCACACCUGAGGGAAAAGUCUACACCGUACUCAAACUAAGAGCAACACAAGUGUCAUAUCAAUAUUAUAUCUGUGUAUCACCGGCUGAUGGUCAUUUAUAUAUCAGCGAUCCGGAGAAACAUCAAAUUUUAAGGGCCCUCUCAUUGGAAGACGUCCAAGAUCCCGAAAUCAAUAGUGAACCGGUUGUGGGAAGUGGCGAGCGCUGUAUACCAGGUGAUGAGGGUCAUUGUGGCGAUGAAGGACCUGCCAUUCGAGCAAAAUUAGCACACCCGAAAGGAAUAGCAAUAGCGGCCGACAAGACAAUGUAUAUUGCGGACGGGACGAACAUCCGGGCAGUGGAUCCACGCGGAAUGAUUCACACCCUAGUGGGACACCAUGGUCAUCACAAUCACUGGUCGCCGGCACCUUGUGCUGGAGCAAUUGCAGCGCAUCAGGCACAACUCCAGUGGCCAACUGGAUUAACCCUCAGCCCUCUAGAUGGAUCCUUACACUUCAUCGACGAUCGUCUAGUAUUGAAACUAACAAGUGACUUGAAAGUUCGAGUCGUCGCUGGAACACCUUUACACUGUACCGCCGGUUCAAAUGACUCGCCAAAGGCAAACGCAACAAACCCGCUCCUUGCUAAAAAAUCUGAAGAUAUUCUCGGUUCCAUAUUGGCCGUCGGAUUCAGUCCCACUGGUGAAUUAUACAUCGCCGACAGUGAUUCACAUCGCGUUAAUUCCGUGCGCGUUGUCGAUUCAUCAGGAAAAAUGUCUUAUUUCGCUGGUCAACAACACGAACACCUCCGGGGACAGUGUGAAUGUAACAAUACAACACCAAGCACAAAGGAAUCGGAUUUCACUUGCGCCUGUACGGACGACACAAGCAGCACUGAAACUCUGCUCUCGUCGAAUGCCAAGUUUACCGCCAUUUCCGCCCUUGCCGUGUCGCCCGAUGGCGUUUUGCAUAUCGCUGAUCAAGGCAGUUUACAUAUUCUUGCAUUGCAACCGUAUCUUCCAAAUCAUGACGAGAGUGGCGAGUUUCACAUUCCAUUCCCCCCGUCGAAUGAGGUUUACGUCUUUAAUCGAUACGGCCAGCAUGUGGACACUAAGGACUUGACUUCCGGCAAGACCAGAUAUUCCUUCCUCUACAGCAAAAACACGAGCUUUGGGAAACUUUCGACAGUCACAGACAGCGCGGGAAAUAAAAUUCAGUUCCUACGCGAUUACAGCAAUGUUGUGAGUUCGAUCGAGAAUACUCAGGAUCAUAAAUCGGAAUUGAAAAUCUCGGGUGUUGGAUUUUUGGUGAAACUCUCGGAGAAGGGAAGAUCGGAAAUUACACUCGAUUAUGAUAGUGCGACCGGUUUGCUCACGAGUCGAUCCGGCGGUCGGGAAACUUACAUGUACAACUAUGAUGAUCUGGGACGAGUGACGCAGAUGAUAUUACCAACUGGAGAGAAAUUGAAACUAUCGUCUCAAUUGACGACCGAUGAAACUCUUUCGGUGAAAGUUGCGGCACCGCUCCAAGCUCUGAAACUAGGGGAGAAACAGCGUUUCAUGGAGUUCCAGAUGAAAAACGAGAGAUUGAAUACGUUGACCAUUAUUGACGGUACUCAGAUAAAGAAGGCUACAGCCUAUCCUAAUAGUUCCCUGGAGGUGUUUCUACCUGGAGGAGGAAGAGUUAUGACAGCCGCAAUGACCAAACAUCCCCUACUGGAAGCCGCUCUUCCUGUUGAGGCUGAAAUGCUACCAAUGUGGAGCUACCAAUCGAUGACUUUGGGAGAAUUAACUAAUACAAUGACAACUACUUACAAUCUUGUUGGUGACGUAAGUCAUCCACAACAGACGCUCAGUCGGGAAAUUUGGGUAAACGACACCCGCGUCAUUGGUGUCGAGUUCGAUCAAACUUUCGUCCGCGAAAUGUUUUACGACAAAUCAAAGAAUCCACUCUUAGUUGUAACCUUUGAUCCAUCAGGUUUGCCCCUCUCGUGGCAACCGCACGAACAGGGUCACAAUUUAACCAUCACUUAUGACAGAUUCAAUCGAAUGAAUAGUUGGCGAUGGGGCCCAACGGACGAAUCCUAUGGUUACGAUCGACAUGGACAAUUGGCCGAUGUUUCCAAUUCUCAGGAUGGAAUGAAGGGCUAUACCUAUAAUGACUUUAACAUGUUGUCGAAAAUCACUUUAGCCAGUGGUCGUACAUUCUCUUUGCAAUACGAUGACGAUGGUGGACUACGUCACAUAAUUUUACCAUCGAAAGAAAAACACUCCUUCUCCUGUCAAUCGUCACUUGGUUUCCUUAGAGUCUCUUACACACCACCGGGAAAUACGAGAUCGUAUCUACAGCACUACAGUCAUGAUGGAAAUCUCCUGCAGACUGUUUUUCCAGGAGAUGGAGCACGAGUCGUCUAUCGUUAUCACACGUCUGGUCAUUUAGCGGAAGUUGUUCAUGGCGAUGGAAAAAGUGAGAUGAGAUACACCGACAGUGGUUUACCCUCCGAAGUAAUUCACUCGGAGAGAGACGUGGAAUACAAAUGGGAUUAUCAGUACAACGCCGGUCUUUUGGUUGAGGAACGAAUAGAUUUCGGCGCCAAGACAGGCUUGAGCAAUGCCAAGUUCACCUUUGACUAUGACUCCAACUUCAGGCUCACCUCCAUUCAGGGUAGAAUUGGAGGGCAAAAUCUUCCGUCCCAUAUUGUUGCCUACAAUGUCAAAACCGGAACGUUAGAACAGAUUGGGUCUUUCAAGAUCUCCAAGCCCCACGCGAACGAGACGGCAGUAUUCGACGGAACGGCAAUCUUCUCCAGAAAAACGGAUAUGCGUUACUUGGAAACUGAGGUGACGGUGACAAUUCACGGUAUGGAGGUAUUUAGAAUGGAAUUCACACAUGACUCACAGGGCAGAAUCAAUCAGACCAGAACUUAUACUCGUAAUGUUGGCGUCAAUACGUACACGAACGUGAAAAACUAUACGUGGGACUCUGAUGGUCAACUCAUCGGUGUUCAGGCUCAAGAACCCUGGGACUUUAAGUACGAUCCGAAUGGUAAUAUGUUGUCACUCACCUACCGUGGAAACACGAUACCAAUGGGUUAUAAUAAUUUGGACAGAAUUGUCAAAUUCGGUGAUGGAUUAUACAAGUAUGACAAUCGGGGAUUGGUGAUUCAGAAUGCGCGCGAAGAAAGGUUUAAUUAUAACGCCAAGGGACUUUUGGUUCGAGCCACAAAGCGGGGACGAUUCGAUGUGAGAUAUUACUAUGAUCAUCUCGAUCGGCUGGCGACUAGGAAAGACAAUUAUGGAAAUGUGACUCAAUUCUUCUACACCAAUCAGAAACGGCCGCACGAAGUCAGUCAGAUCUACAGUCCAAGGGAUGGAAAACUAAUGUCCCUGGUGUAUGACGACAGGGGACAUUUAAUCUAUGCACAAGUUUAUAGAAAUAAGUUUUAUAUUACAACCGAUCAGUGUGGAACGCCAAUUAUGAUUUUCAAUCAGUAUGGCGAGGGUGUUCGUGAAAUUAUGAGAUCUCCGUAUGGACAUAUUGUUUAUGACUCCAAUCCGUAUCUGUAUCUUCCAGUGGACUUUUGUGGUGGUCUUUUGGACGCGGUGACAUCUUUGGUUCAUAUGCCGAAUGGGAAAGUUUAUGAUCCACUCAUUGGACAGUGGAUGUCGCCAUUGUGGGAAAAUGUUUUGGACAGACUUCAAUCACCUACUCAUCUACAUUUGUAUCGCUUCAAUGGAAAUAAUCCUAUUGACGUGACGCACACUGAUCAUCACAAACAACUAACGGACCACACUUCAUGGCUGUCUAGUUUGGGUUACGAUCUCCAGAGUUUGGCGCCGCAACUUUUCCCUGACGGAUUUUCGAACAGACACGUGCCACCGGCUUUGAGUUCGGGCACAUCGAUUUUCGGGAAGAAGGAGAGAAUAAGAAAUUUGGGAGUUCAAUCGGGAUUCCUGGCGCAUAUCGCACAGAGACAUUCCAGUGAUGCGGCGGGUCUCUCGGCACCGCCACGAUCGGCCCUCAAGAAGGACACGAGUGAACUGAUACCUGAUCGUCUUGGUGCUGCUUCGGAUCCACCGUUCGGGAAAGGUAUCCUCGUCUCUAGAACUGCGAACGGUCAGGCUGUCGUCUCUAGCGUCCCCACUGCCAACACGAUUUAUAAAGACGUCUUCACGACUGUUUUCAAUGAAUCAUACUUCCUGCCAUUUACAUUCGUUCAUAGCGCUCAACAGGACGCUUUCUAUUUUGUAAAGGAGGAAACGUGGAAAUCGGCUGACGAUCGGGGUCAAUUGAAACGACUCGGUGGUCAGGUGAAUACCACAUUCCAUCAGAAUCUCAACGGCAGUGGCAGUAAUUCACUGGUGGACGUGAAGAUUCACGGACCGAGUUAUGUGAUAAAUCUCAGGUACGGAACAACCGCCGAGAAGGAGAAACAAAGACUUCUUCAUCACGCGAAAACGGCAGCCAUUCGAAAAGCGUGGCAUCGCGAGAGAGAGGCACUCGAGGCCAAUACACCAACAAUGAACGAAUGGACAGCCGCCGAACAGGAGGAGAUCGUGAAAGAGAGCAAGGUCUCAAACUACGAGGGCGAUUACGUUCACGACGCGCAACUCUAUCCCGAACUCGCGGAGGAUCCCUACAAUAUCAGAUUCACAAAAAAGCCCGUUAAUCCAACGAGCAAAAAACGACGCAGAAGAAGAGGCGCUCCAUCAACCUGUAAAUUAUGGUGGUUCGACAAGUUUUGCUAGAAAUUAUUCAUGGUAUACUUUUCUUACCUCCUAAACUCUCCGCGAGAACCAGUGACAGACACUAUCAAAAAGUUUUAUACCAAAGUCUAUUUGUGUAUUUCAAAGAUGCCAAAUACUAAAAUUAUAUUAUAUUAUUACAUCGUGAUAGGGUCUAAUCUAGAUUAAGUGAAGUUUUCCAUCGACGAGCCAUAUGAACUGCUUUAAUAAUUGACCAUGGUUCCGUUAGAACGUGAAGUGUCGGGAUUUCUAGUGAACCGUGUGUUUUCUAUUGAAGAUGAAACGCCUGAUUGAUGAAGCACUUCCGGUGAAAGUAUAAACACUUCCUACAGGAAGCUUUUCUGCUGAAACAUGAAAGCUCUAAUAGGGUGUGAAAUUUCUAACAAAGUAUGAAGUUUCUAGUGAAGAAAAGGCGCCCCUGGUGGAAUAAUCGGAACUAUCGAAAUAAAAUGACGAAUCGAUUUUUCCACAUGAGGUGUAAACAUGAGGUGGAAUUAGUGAAGUGUCGGUUUAUGAUUGAAAGACGUUCGCAAAUGUGACAAUGCGACGAUUUGAUACAAGGUACAUAAAAAAAAUGGAUUAGGUAUAUUAAUGAGUAUUUGUCCGUUGAGAUUGAAUGAAUGGUCCUAGUCAAUAAAGUAGCUUUAAAAUGACGUAUAUAUGCCUACAAAUUGCCAUGUCUAUUAAAUUGUCGGUAUUUACUGUUUUGUUCGAAUGAGAAACUUCUCCCCUCCUAAGGCCUUGACGUAACAUAAGGGUGCUUUCACACUUGAUAGACCUAAGUAGAAUGAUAACGUAAAAUUAAGAAACAAGAAAAUCUAUUCUUUAGCACUUAAGUUUAUGAUUUCAAUCUACCUAGAUCUAUUAAAACAACCUUAGUGAAAAUUUUUAUAUUCAACAUGUUUCUCUCAUAUAAUUUUCCCCCGCCCAAUAUUGUCUAUGUGUGAAUGUAUUCUCAACGGCGAAUUUCUCAAUUUGUUAUAAACAAAUUCGACAUGGAAAGAACUGAAUAAUUGUCGCAUUAAACAAAAAGUGACCAUCUUUUUUCAAAAAUAUUUAAAGGAUAUAAAAAAUGAUGUUAAGUGGUGACGAGAAGUUUGUAUUAUAUAGUGGUGCUUUCUCGGUGCAAUGUUAUGAACAGAAAAAAAAAACAGAUGAAGCAGGCUAACUUAUUUUUAACAAUGAAUGUAUUGUUAGCGUUAACUAGUGAUGAAUGCCGAGCGAGUCACCGUUGAACGGUGAUUUAAAACAAAACAAAAAAUUAGUGGAAAAGCAUAAAUUUUCGAGGAUAUGAAAUGAAAUUUUUUGCAAUAAAUACAUCUUGAAUUUUGUAAAUCUUACAUCAUAGAACAAAAUUUAUCCUCAGUUUUCCACGUGACAAUUAAAUCUUGUCACUAUUAAAGAUGAUAUGACUGUGUGUAUAAGUAAAAAAAAAAAAGAAAACAGAAAAAUACGUAUUUGUGCUUGCUGGAUAAAUGGAACGAUAUGUUUCUUCACGAAUUAAAUAUGUGUAUUCACGUCGAAAUCGAACUACCGUCAAUACUCCAAGCCCCACUCCGAAAAAAAAUUCCCCUAUACCGCCCAAAAAUGAAAAAAAUAUGAAAUAUAAUCCCCUUGUCAUCCGAUUAUUUUUUAUUACUGUAUCAUCAUCAAAAGUCAAUAAUCGUCUUCAUUUAUACAAAAGGUUUAAUAUAAAAUAGUGGCGUCCUUACAUCUAUAGGUGAAAUUUAAAAAAAAAAAUGAAAAGACAUUUCGUUGUCUGACUAGUGGUUAAACGCGCUACUUUGAAUGUAUAAAAUGAAUAUAGGAUAGGUGAGCUUCGUUAAAAUGAAUCUUUCCACUCGAGAGUGUUGAGACUGACACCAAUUUCAUUCUGCGGUUCAAGAAAUGAUGCGUUCAUUGUGAAUUCAAAAAUUUACUAAAAUAACCGACAUUUUUUGGUUCAUAAAGUUCAUUCGUUGAAGAAUGAGAUAAAAAAAACGCAAAUUGUUAUUUUCUAUCCCAUACUUUGAGCCUUAACAUAACUUUAAAGGUAUGUUCACAAACUUGUAAUUACAUCGAUAUAUCGAAUCAUUGCAAGAAAUUGAUUGGUUAAUUCUAUUUUGAAGUCGGACAAUAAAGCUACGUCUACAAUGUAGUUAAUAAUAAAUACAAAAGAUUUCUUAAGAAUUCUAUUGUAUUCGUUCUUGUUAACGUACGAAGUCUAAAUUUUUCAAUUAUUCGAUAUAUUUAUCUAGAGCUGAAUUUUCUAUUUUUGCAAAACAAAAACAACAGAAUAGAAAUUAAGGCAAUAAUUGGGGUUAUGUUUUAAAAUACAAGGUCAAACCAAACGUCGGAUAUUUUAGUAAUGUCGACUCUCCCUUUUAUUCUCCGGCAAAAUGGAGAUUUUCUUUCUGAAAACCAGCCUGAGAUAUAUAGCCAUUCCUAAUUUGUUAUGAAAGUUAAUUUGAAAAAUCAAAAUAUAUAACGAUUUUUUCUACAAAGAGAGAAGAGUAAUAGAUUUAAAAUAAAGGAAUUAAGAAAAUAAUGUCCCACAAGGGUGUAUAAUGUCUGGAAACUGUAAAUAAUAUAUGAUUUUCGAAAAUCUACUUCGCAGACGCAUUAAACUGAACUACAGUUUCAAUUCGUGAUCAUCUAAACACGUAUCCUACCUUCAUAUAUAAGACCCCAACGAUCAAGUUCUUUAAAUUUGUUUUCAAUUCAAAUAAAAAAGUUAAUAUUUUGAAAAGUAUAUCUAAUUUUUUUUUUUAUAACUAAAAUAUAAAAAAUUUCUAGAAAUUUUUUUUUUUCAUAAAUGUGACAGCGUUGGGAUCAGUAACCGUUCACACUAUAUUUAUAAAUAAUAUAAAUAUAAAUAUAUAUAUAUAUACAUAAUAUAUAUAUGAGACUGCCACCUCUAUACUUUCAAAACAAAAGCAUCAAUUUAUAAAUAUUUUUACGCGCUCUUUCGACGAAUUUAAACGAUUUUCCUUAGACGUAGAAAAGUCAGGUUCUUCUGCGUAGAGUCCAUAUCGUUUGUUCGUAAGAGAAUAUUUAUUCGAAAAAAGACAAAAAUUUUUUUCAUAUUAGUUAAUUGAAUUCGCAUUUAAAUAAAAAUUGAAACAAAAAUAAAAUCACUAAAAAUUAAUCUUUUUAUUUAUGAGAAUACAAAAAUGUAGAUUAUUCCUCCCGAAUGAUAAAAAAAAUAAAAACAAAAUUUGCCGCCCUCGAAUGUGGCCUGUAAUAAUAUGUUGUCCCUGUUAAAUAGAAUAAAAUAAUCCAACUAAACUCGGCUAUUUAAGAAAUGGACUAUUUUUAUUAAGUAUCAAAGUGUCAAAUAUGUGAACGCUAGUAAAGAAUUGACAAAAAUAUGACAAAAACACUUUGAAGAAUAUCUUUAAAAUAAAAUGAAAGCAAAAAAAAAAAAAUAAUAAUAAAAAUCAGGAGAGAGAAUCUAUUGCUAUGACUUUUAACUUCCAUGAAGUUUCGAGUUCUUGUUUCGCAAUUUUUCGCUAAAUAACUUUCCUGGGUAAUAAACGUUUCUAUGUCCUCUCUAACCCAUGAAAAAAAGGGUUUUAAAAACUUCAUGAAAAAAAUACCGACAUGUAAAUAAUAAAAAAAAAUCCCCUUGAUACGCUUGCACCUGGACCAAAGUGAAUAUAUUCAACGAAUAGAAUUUUUAUUAUUUCGACAAAUUUUUGUUAUUUCUUCAGUGUUCGAUUUGUUGCCAUCAUAACUCGAAAGUAAACAUUCUUUUUUAUGUAGAAAAAAAAUAGUUUAAAAAAAAAAAAUUUUUUAUAAAGGAUAAAAUCCAUAAUUAGAUAUAAUAUUUUUUGGUACUAUUUUUUUAAUAAAUAAAAUUGUUUUUUCUAGUGAAACUUUUUUUUUGAGGUUAUGCCAGCCGUUCGAACACCAUUUAAGGGAAAGUACUGAAGCUAAUUCUGUGAUUGUUUUUUCAAAAAAAAAAUGUUAUAAAUAAAAUAUAAUAAAAUGAGAAAAAAAGUUUAUUUUGUAAAAUUAAUUUUAAGCAUUUUUACAUAAUUCGGUUGAAUGUGUUCACUUUGAUUGAUCCGUUUGCACGCUCAAAUAAUCGAAUGAAUAGCGAAUCAAAGUAAAGGAAUGUACGACGCUAUAUUAAAAAAAGGAGCUGAAACCAAAGCACAACGCUACAUAGCUACGACCACUACUUUGGUAGGAUACGCUAUUUUACCGCUGAUCUAAUUGUUUACUGUCACGUGUUGAUGUAAACCAUAAACUACAUAACGAUACGAUAUAUUUUAUUUAUAUAUUAAUAAUCUAAUCGAUUGUAUAUUUAUUGUAAAUAGUCACAAUGUUUGCGAUGACGUACAUAAUAUAUCUGUACUUGAAUGGAA
Molecule: messenger RNA, 15389 nt
Organism: Leptopilina heterotoma
Lineage: Eukaryota; Metazoa; Arthropoda; Insecta; Hymenoptera; Figitidae
Gene: Ten-a
Product: teneurin-a
Exons: 23
Coding region: 2356-11040 (2894 amino acids)
Biological process (GO): motor neuron axon guidance
Source: RefSeq, a predicted model, not a curated record